Molecule: messenger RNA, 859 nt
Organism: Lolium perenne
Lineage: Eukaryota; Viridiplantae; Streptophyta; Magnoliopsida; Poales; Poaceae
Source: RefSeq, a predicted model, not a curated record
GGGAGCAAGUCCGUGCUCGACGGGAUGGCUGGCCCAUCCAUGAAGCCGGUUGAGCUCGAAGAAUUGGCUGCCUCAUCCAUGAAGCCGGUUCACCUCGAAGAAAUGGCUGGCCCAUCCAUGAAGCCGGUUGAGCUCGAAGAAUUGGAUCCCAUGGGUGAUGUUGACAAGCAGAGGCUAAAGUGGGAAACCAUCAAUGAGGACCAGCAGGUGUGGGAUGCCCUUGAUGAGCAGCGAAACUUGAGCAAGAACUCUGAAAUGCUCACAGUUUAUGCUGUUUCUAGAGGUUACCUCUACUGGAUGCUCUCUUUUGUUUUUGGCUGCAGCAAUGCCAUGUAUCGACAUGCCUGCCUCUUUACUGAAACCUGUAUGUUGGUGUGUCGUUAACGAGAUUCAGAUUGAUGUUUUCUGCUGAAGUAUCUUCUUGUGGUUCCCCAUUUCUGAAAGCUGCAAGUACCUGAUAUCUUGAUGGUUGCCAGUUUGGAACAUAAGAUGCUACUAUUUAUUUCUAUUCAGGUUUCUUGAUUAUUGCUGCAGGGUACAUGUCACUGAGCCUAGUUUUGGUCCCUGUAAUUUUGGAGCUGUUUACCUUUGAGUUGUUUGGAGUGUUUAGCAACACUUGUUUUCAUAUGUCAAACAUAGGUUGGACAGUGGUAAGUUAUAUAUGGAUCUGCCAAUGAUCUUGUAAGUCAUAACCAUUGAUCUUGUUAUCUUUUGGUGGAUUGCAUGAUGUGUUGUGCUCUCUAGCUGUACAUAUUUGACAUUAAUUCGGUGGCUGUGCAAGAAUCAGCCGAGUGGUAGAGACUGUAUAUAUUUUGCGUCGAAUAAAACUGGGAUACAGAAGGAAAGUACUGUAGGAAAA